GAGUAUCAAAUAAAUCCCCAGUCCCCGUAUCUUCCAUUUCCUCCGUUUUCUCUCUCAGAAACAUGGCAACGAACAGUCCUCCAAACCAAUCCGGGACGGUCCCGGUCUCUCUCUUAUCUCCAAUGGCUAUUCCUGAAGAACGGCCAUCAUCUCCCCAUCAGGCCUUUUUCUUCGUCCUGGCCCACUUCCGCUUGCGCGAGCUUUUCACCAUACGACAGGUCUGCAAGUCGCUGCGGCACGCCAUCGAUUCCGAUCCCCUCCUGUGGCUCGAUGUCUCCGUGGAGCCACCCCUCAGCUUCAAGAUCACCGACUCCACCCUCUUGGACAUCACGGCCAGGGCCCACGGACGGCUCAGAUCGUUGGUUUUGAUUGAAUGCAAGAAGGUCACUGAUGAUGCCCUCCGAAGAAUCGCCGAGAGCAAUCCUGGCAUUAGUAAGCUUUAUGUCCCAGGAUGUGUCAACAUAACUCCAGCGGGCAUUGUGAGAGUUGUGGGGAUGUUGGGCAACCUUAAGUGUCUAAGAAUCUACGGCCUCCUCAAUAUAACAAAAGAACAUCUCAACAGCAUCAGCGCUCUUCUCCAUGUGAACUCGAUCCGCCCGCCCAUGUUUUAUAACACCCUCCUCUCUUCACAACACAUUGUUGAUGACCAUCCGAUUGACGUGGACAUCUGCCCCAAAUGCAAGGAUGUGAGACUCAUUUUUGACUGCCCGAGAGAGCACUGCCGAGAAAUGAAGGGCAGGUUCCUCCCAUGCAGAGGUUGCUUCUUUUGCAUUGCAAGGUGUGAGGAGUGUGGCGGAUGCAUUGACUUUGAGGAUCUGGGAGAAGGGACGGUCUGCAUGCAUCUCUUGUGUUCAGAGUGCUGGCUCCGUCUUCCAAAAUGCAUGCUGUGUAAUAAGCCGAGUUGUAACCGGCAUUGCUAUCCUCACAUGGUUCACAGCGGGCCAGACGGGUUUACAUGUGAUCGGUGCAUUUCCAAACUGCAAAUUUCUCAGAAUUUUGAGGAGGGUAUGUUUGGUAACAGUAUAGGAUGAGAUUCCGAUAUUUUCUUGGGUUUGGCGGUAUGAAAUAUGGUGUGAAGUCAUCACAGGAUUCUGUAUCA
Messenger RNA from Magnolia sinica, 1099 nucleotides. Its product is annotated as F-box protein SKIP28. Gene Ontology annotation, cellular component: cytoplasm. NCBI's taxonomy places the organism in Eukaryota, Viridiplantae, Streptophyta, Magnoliopsida, Magnoliales, Magnoliaceae. The coding region runs from base 63 to 1031 and encodes 322 amino acids. The transcript has 3 exons. The record is from RefSeq and is a predicted model, not a curated record. Gene Ontology annotation, molecular function: protein binding.